CCUCUUCCACCUGCCCGCGGCUUUAAAGUUGCAGCCGGGCGGGACGCGGGAUGACUCGGGUCGCGCUGUGCCGGCCGCCGCUCUUGGGGCGCGUCGCGGACUCGCACACGAAGCGGGGCCGUUUUUCUCCAUCGGCUCCGCCCGGCCGCUGUUGCCUUUCCCAGGCGGCCGGGGAGUGGGCGCCAAGGGCCGGUGCGCCCGGGAGAUGCCCAUGCCCGCCGCGGGUCCCCCGCGCGGCUCAUCCACCGUCCCCGGCGCUGCCGCGGUUCUCCGCGCCUCCGCGCCCCGGCAGCGGCCGGGCGGCCGCGGGUAGUGCCGUCGCUGCCUCGUCGGGCCCCUGCAGGGCGAGCCAUGGACCCCAGCGCCCCGCCUGACCUCCGCGACGUCGAGCAGAAGCUGGGGCGCAAAGUGCCCGAGAGCCUGGCGCGGCCCCUGCGCGGGGAGGAGCUCCCGGCCCGCCCCGCCGCCGCUGCCCCCGGGCCGCGCCGCCGCCGCGCUGCCGCCCUGGCCCGUCUGGAAACGAAACUUCAUCUCUUGAGGCAGGAGAUGGUUAAUCUCCGAGCCACUGAUGUGAAGCUUAUGCGCCAGCUCCUACUCAUCAAUGAAAGUAUUGAAUCAAUCAAGUGGAUGAUUGAAGAGAAAGCCAUUGCCAGCAGAGGCAGCAGUUUGAGUGGGAGCCUGUGCAGCUUGCUAGAAAGUCAGGAGACAUCCCUCCAUGGCAGCUGUAACAGUUUACAAGACUGUAGUGAUGGACUGGAUGGAAUAUCAGUGGGGAGUUAUUUGGACACCUUAGUAGAUGAUGUCCCUGGUCACCAAACCCCUUCAGAUAUGGACAAAUUCAGUGAUUCUUCUGUCACGGAGGACUCACAGUCUCUGCAUAAGCAUCCCAAAAUUGAUUCUGAUGAGUACUACUGUUUUGGUUAAUAAGAACAAGUUCCAGUGGGACACAAAUGCAGUUGUACUUAUCCUUUUUCUUUGCUGCUAUUUUAUUUCAUGUGCAAAACCCCCAAAGUCCUCCUGGAAGGAGAAUAUAAUAUGAUACUUCAAUUCUAUUGCAUAACUUUUCUAUUGCUUCUAAUGCAUUUCCUCCUUGAUGGUUUGGGCUUGUCUCCUCCUUCUCCUCCUCCUCCUCCUCCUCACAUUUUCUUAAUUUAUUGUCACAAAUUUUUUUUGUUUUUUUACAAUGCUGUAUUUACAAGUCUAUAGAAGUGAUCAAGGAAAAGCUUUAUC
Messenger RNA from Pyrgilauda ruficollis (rufous-necked snowfinch), 1230 nucleotides. RefSeq names its product leucine rich adaptor protein 1 like (gene LURAP1L). Bases 352 to 924 code for a protein of 190 amino acids. The record is from RefSeq and is a predicted model, not a curated record. Gene Ontology annotation, biological process: positive regulation of canonical NF-kappaB signal transduction. The transcript is spliced from 2 exons. Lineage: Eukaryota; Metazoa; Chordata; Aves; Passeriformes; Passeridae.